AUGGCUGAUGAUCUAAUCAACCAGUGUGCGUCACUUAAAAUUAAUUCAGAAGAGGAGGAAGUUAUUGAUAUAGGAGAAAUAGAAACGAAUGGAGAAGAACUUAGGGUUUCGUUGAUGUUGAUCGGAAGACUGUUAACUGAUAGAGGCAUUAAUGUAGAAGCUUUCAAACGCACUAUCACCCAAUCUUGGGCAUUGAAGGGGCGAGUUAUCAUUCGUUGUAUUGGCCGGGGCAAACCUCUAUGGUUCCAAUUUCUUCACUGGAAGGAUAAGGAGAGAGUAAUGAUGGGUAGACCUUGGUGUUUCGAGCAUAAUCUGCUGAUUCUCAAUGAGAUUUCUAGAGGAGAACAGUCGCGUGAUGUGAAUCUAAACUUUUCACCAUUCUGGGUGAGAAUUAAAGACUUGUCGUUUGACUGUCGUACUAAUAGUCAUGUUAAUAUGAUAGCAUCGAAGUUAGGCGACGUAAUUGAAAUUGAAGAAGAUUCAGUAGCCAUAUGCAAAAGUCGUCGAGUGAAGGUCAUGUUGGAUGUGCAAAAACCCCUGAAAAGAUAUCAAACCCUACGUACGAAAGAAGGUAAUGUGAUUAGAAUAAAUCUGAAGUAUGAAAGAUUACCGUUCUUUUGUUUUUCGUGUGGGACAAUGGGGCAUAGUGAGAGGGAUUGUCUCUUGGUGUCUGAUGAUUCGAAUGAGCAAGGCCAUGGGUGGGGAGCUUGGUUAAAGGCGUCACCGAUGAAGGGUAAAAACUAG
Chenopodium quinoa (quinoa) is the source of this 744-nucleotide messenger RNA. RefSeq lists its product as uncharacterized. The record is from RefSeq and is a predicted model, not a curated record. Bases 1 to 744 code for a protein of 247 amino acids. The transcript has a single exon. Gene Ontology annotation, molecular function: zinc ion binding; nucleic acid binding. Lineage: Eukaryota; Viridiplantae; Streptophyta; Magnoliopsida; Caryophyllales; Amaranthaceae.